Lucilia cuprina (Australian sheep blowfly) is the source of this 1646-nucleotide messenger RNA. RefSeq lists its product as uncharacterized. Bases 403 to 1413 code for a protein of 336 amino acids. The transcript is spliced from 3 exons. Lineage: Eukaryota; Metazoa; Arthropoda; Insecta; Diptera; Calliphoridae. The record is from RefSeq and is a predicted model, not a curated record.
UAAAAAAUAUUACUAUUUUUCAAUAUUAAAAGAGCAUUACAAUUAAAAUAUAUUAGUUUAAACAAAUAUUUCAAAAUAUUAAGAAAACAAAUAACUAAAUAAAAACAGUUUUCCAUUGUUAAAGGUAAUAAAACAAGAAGACUUCAGCAUUUGCAAUUUUAUUUAAUUAUGAUUAUUAAAUAAAACAAAAGAGAAAUGUUUAAAUAAGCGAAAAGUGACUCAGUUACAGGUCUAUGAGAAAAUUAUUAAAAAACUUUUAAAAUAAGGUGAACACCAAUACGAAGUCCAAACACUAGGUGAGUGUGCAGACAGACAAUUAACAGAAAAAAACAGACGGGAAGCAAACUAAUCUGAAGAAAACAAUUAAGCAACAUAAAAGAUCUCUGCCCUUAAUACAUAAAAAUGAGCGAUCAAAGUAUGCUGGACAAUACCACAGUGCCCCCGGUGGUACCCACAAAUCCACAUGAAAUUGCCUUGCAAUCAUUAUGCAAACAAUUGCUGAAAUCUCGUUUAUUUAGAGGCUUCUAUGUGGAGAGACGUUAUGUCGAAAAUGUCAAAGGUUAUCGUGAUAUAGUGAGUUUACAAAAGUCUGAGAAAAGUUUGGAUAAAAUGUUAAAAGACAUACGCGAUAAAUUGCAAUUAUUCUACAGUCACCAGAAUCCCCAAAUAUGGAUUGGUAUUACCAGUGGCCCUUUGGCUGGUAUUACUAAACCACAACCUGCAGCUUUAGAAACCCAUCUAUGGGUGGAAAUGAAAGAACUAGCUUUUGGUCAAUAUUGGUUUAGUAUAAAAAGUAUACGUUUUCGUGAUAAUGAAAUCAUUUUAAAAUUGAAAGAAGUACAACCUGUAGAAGAGGAAGAAGUGCCUAAAUGGGCUCCUAGUUCGAGCAGCAAUAAGGCAAUUUGUGAUAAUACUCCAGCGAUAGAAAAUUCGGCACCCAACACCACCUUAUCCUUGGAAAAUCAAAUUACUUUCGAUGAUUUCAUUAUACUGCUGCAACAAUGGUGGGCGACCAUUAAACAAACUGUUUACGAUUUUAUGGCGCAAGAUAUUUCUAAAGAAAACAUUAAGGGAGUCUUAAGAUUUUUAGGUCUACUCAUUGUUUCCAUACUAUCAGGUGCUCUAGUGGGUGUCAAAUUUUUAGGAAUAUUUACUCUACGUUUUAUGUUUGAACUCAGCCGUUUAACGCAUGUCUUAACGCCGAUUAUUUUCAAAAUAAUCGAAGUGUUUAAUAAAAUCAUUGGUGGUUUCUAUAUACUUUUGGCUAUGAUUUGGAAAGAUACCGUUGUCAAGCGAAAUCAACCACAACAUAAUGCUCUGGAAUACAAUCGUCCUAUAUAUAAGAGUAUAGAGUAUGAUGUCAGACAACGACGUCAAGAUGCAUCAACAAAUUUUGAUAAAUCUUUUCAAUAGAAUUUUUAAGAAAAUUUUAAAAAUUUGACUUGGAAAAGAACAAUAAAAUUUCGUACAUAAUGUUGCAGUUAAAAAAGAGAUCGCACAACUUUUAGUUCUCUUCUUGAGGUUUUAACAACUAUAUACACAUUUUUAACUAUUUAUUACCACAACAGAUAUUCUUUUUAAAAUAUUCUAUUUAUUUUUUUAUAAAUUAUACAAAUUUAAAGCAAAAACGAAAUUUUUUUCUAAAA